Phacochoerus africanus (Common warthog) is the source of this 1824-nucleotide messenger RNA. RefSeq names its product zinc finger and SCAN domain containing 16 (gene ZSCAN16). Bases 616 to 1656 code for a protein of 346 amino acids. Gene Ontology annotation, molecular function: RNA polymerase II cis-regulatory region sequence-specific DNA binding; DNA-binding transcription factor activity, RNA polymerase II-specific. The record is from RefSeq and is a predicted model, not a curated record. The transcript is spliced from 4 exons. NCBI's taxonomy places the organism in Eukaryota, Metazoa, Chordata, Mammalia, Artiodactyla, Suidae. Gene Ontology annotation, biological process: regulation of transcription by RNA polymerase II.
CUUUGUUCGGGGCCGCCCAGAGGACCCUAGUCACUCCUGUUCCUCUCCGAGCGAGAUCUACGACAGAGGACUUGGGCCGACCUUCCAGGAGAAUGGAGUGAAAGGGGAGCAUCGCCUGCGAGUUGCUCUGCAAGGGCAUCCGUCUUAACCCCCUUCCUGAGUUGGAGCAUGUACCCCACAACCACCGAAUCCUAGGGACCCGUACAUCUUAGGUUGUGGACUGAAAGAGCCUUUUAACAAAGCUAUUAAUCCUUAGUGUUUAUCUAGGGCUUGCUGCCAAGCCAAGGACUUUGCGUACAUUCUUGUUUAAUCUACAGAGCAAUCCUGUGAGAAACAUGAGAAUUUUUACAGAUGAGGAUCUAGUCUAGAUAGGUAACUUGUUCUGAAUUACAGCAGAGCUCAGAUUCAAACCUAUGCUCCUGCUUCCGUAUUCUUAUUUACAGCCUCCUGUCAGACUAUUUACUCAGUUCUGGUUGCUUCCCUUUAUUAGCGAUUAUGUUCACAGCAGCUUUUGUCGUUUCUCAAUGGUAACAGUUUUCUCUGAGACAAGAUUCUAAGAGAGUCUCCUUGAAGUAAUCCCAGAUAGAGGAUCAGUCUCCUGAAAAACAGCUCAGAAUGGCCACAUCCCUGGAAGCCGAGGAACAAAAAGCCCUUCUAAUAGUUAAGGCAGAAGACUGGAGACAGGACUCCACCUCAGGAAAGUACAGUCCUCACAGAAGGGAACUCUUCAGGCAGCACUUCAGGAAACUGUGCUAUCAGGAUGCACCUGGACCCCGCGAAGCUCUCACCCAGCUCUCCGAACUUUGCCACCAGUGGCUGAGGCCAGAAUGCCACACAAAGGAGCAGAUAUUAGACCUGCUGGUGCUUGAACAAUUUCUGAGCAUUCUUCCUAAGGAUCUGCAAGCAUGGGUGCAGGCACACAAUCCAGAGACUGGAGAGGAUGCGGUGACUGUGUUGGAGGAUCUGGAGAGAGAGCUUGAUGAACCUCAAAAGCAGGUUCCAGCCAAUUCAGAAAGACAGGACACACUUUUGAACAAGUUGGCCCCCUUAAGAAGGCCACGUGAAUCACUGACUAUCCAAUUCCAUCCCAGGAAGACCCAGCAGGAGCAAGAAUCUGGGGAGCCUCAAAGGAAUGGUGAUCAAACCAGGACUAAGAAUGAAGAGUUGUCCCAGAAGGAAGAUAUACCCAAAGACAUGAAAUUCCUUGGGGAAAUAAACAACAGAUCUAACAGAGAUACUCCUCAGUAUCCUGAAUCCAAAGAUGCUGUUGAAAGUGAGGGCAGAUUCGAGUGGCAACAGAGGGAAAGAAGACGCUAUAAAUGUGAUGACUGUGGAAAAAGUUUUAGUCAUAGCUCAGACCUGAGUAAACACAGGAGAACUCACACUGGAGAGAAGCCCUACAAAUGUGAUGAAUGUGGAAAAGCCUUCAUUCAACGCUCACAUCUCAUUGGACAUCAUAGAGUACACACUGGCGUGAAACCCUAUAAAUGUAAAGAAUGUGGGAAAGAUUUUAGUGGACGCACAGGUCUUAUUCAACAUCAGAGAAUCCACACAGGUGAAAAACCCUAUGAAUGUGAUGAGUGCGGGAGGCCUUUCCGAGUAAGUUCAGCCCUUAUUAGACAUCAAAGAAUUCAUACAGCAAAUAAGCUCUACUAAUAUAGUGAAGUAAUAAAAGUGCUUUAGACACUCAGGCCUAAUUAGUUAUCAGAGAAAUCUACCUUGGAGACCUUACGUAUCCUGAAUGUGGGCAAAGCUACAAUCACCGUUAAAAAUGUCUCCAGCACCAGAGAAUCUACCUGAAUAAAAUUUCCUUUUAUUUCUAAA